Molecule: messenger RNA, 1721 nt
Organism: Solanum lycopersicum (tomato)
Lineage: Eukaryota; Viridiplantae; Streptophyta; Magnoliopsida; Solanales; Solanaceae
Molecular function (GO): acetylglucosaminyltransferase activity
Source: RefSeq, a predicted model, not a curated record
AUGAGUGCUUCUCAACGUUCUCAAUUAAGCCACCGGAACAUCAUAACUUGGUUAUUCGUCUUAAUAUUAAUCAUUUAUCUUAUUUACUCCACAAAUUACAUUCUUAACAAUGAUGAUUCAGAUUGUUCUUCCAAUAUCAAUGAAAUUGAUCAUCUUUCGACGAAUAAUAACACAACUAUUCUUCAAGAUGAAGAGAAAAAAAACGAACAGAAUGAUGAAAAUGUACUACGAAAAAAAGAAGAGGAAACUAAUCUCAAACAUGUAGUGUUUGGGAUAGCUGCAUCGUCGAUUUUGUGGGAUAAAAGGAAAGAGUAUAUUAAAUUAUGGUGGAAACCAGGAGAGACAAGAGGUGUUGUUUGGUUAGAUGAAAAUGUCAAAAUUAAUAACAAUGAACCCUUACCUGAUAUUAAGAUUUCAGAUGACACUACAAAAUUUCAUUAUACGAAUAGACAAGGGAGUAGAUCGGCUCUAAGGAUAUCUAGGGUUGUUUCGGAGACAUUAAGGUUGGGCUUGAAAGACGUGAGAUGGUUCGUGAUGGGGGAUGAUGAUACGGUAUUUUUUGUGGAAAAUGUAGUUAGGGUUUUAUCAAAAUAUGAUCAUAACCAAUAUUAUUACAUUGGUAGCUCAUCAGAAAGUCAUGUACAAAAUAUAUUUUUUUCAUAUUCAAUGGCUUAUGGUGGUGGUGGAUUUGCAAUUAGUUAUCCAUUGGCAAAAGAGUUAGAAAAAAUGCAAGAUCGUUGUAUACAAAGAUAUCCUGGAUUGUAUGGAAGUGAUGAUAGAAUUCAAUCUUGUAUGGCUGAACUUGGUGUACCACUUACAAAAGAACGCGGGUUUCAUCAGUAUGAUGUAUAUGGGAACUUACUAGGCCUAUUGGGAGCACAUCCAGUGACACCACUAGUCUCACUUCAUCAUCUUGAUGUAGUAGACCCAAUAUUCCCAGGAAUUUCGAGGGUUGAAGGUCUCCAACGCCUAUUCGAAUCAUCGAGACUCGACUCUGCUAACCUAAUGCAACAAUCAAUUUGCUAUGACAAAGAGAGAUAUUGGUCAAUUUCAGUGUCAUGGGGCUAUGUUGUUCAGAUAAUUAGAGGAAAUGUUUCACCUAGAGAACUUGAAAUGCCUACAAGAACAUUUCUCAAUUGGUACAAAAGAGCAGAUUACACUGCUUAUGCAUUCAACACUAGGCCUGUCACAAGACAUCCUUGCCAGAAACCUUUUGUAUAUUACAUGAACACCGCGAAAAUUGAUCAUUCAAGAAAUCAGAUUAUUGGGAUUUAUUAUAGACAUAGAGAGCCUUCACCUUCUUGCAGAUGGAAAAUUGAGUCACCUGAGAAUAUCAACAACAUUGUUUUGUUGAAAAGACCAGAUAACAAUAGAUGGCAAAAGUCUCCAAGGAGGGAUUGUUGUGGUGUUUUACCAUCAAACAAUAACUCAAAGUCAAAUUUGUACAUGUGGGUAGGCAGUUGCAGAGAUGGUGAAAUCAGUGAAUUGUAGCUGUUAGGGAGAGAGGCUUUACUUCAUUUUUAUUUUUUUUUCUAGUUUAUCUGUAGUUCGAUUUCUAGGCCAUCCAAAUAUUGGAAGUAUAAAAUGAAAUUGCAACACCUAAAUCAUUCAAUAUUUUCCCUGUGUAAACAUCACACUAAUUUACACCAUUGUAGCUUUUUGUACAAGUCAAAUCUGUUACCAGACAUAUUAUAGCUUAUAUAGGCUAUUUUGCCUUGAAA